This is a messenger RNA of Austrofundulus limnaeus, 2789 nucleotides long. It is a transcript of the gene birc7, whose product is annotated as baculoviral IAP repeat containing 7. Gene Ontology annotation, cellular component: cytoplasm; nucleus. Lineage: Eukaryota; Metazoa; Chordata; Actinopteri; Cyprinodontiformes; Rivulidae. Gene Ontology annotation, biological process: negative regulation of apoptotic process; positive regulation of protein ubiquitination; regulation of cell cycle. The coding region runs from base 285 to 1535 and encodes 416 amino acids. Gene Ontology annotation, molecular function: cysteine-type endopeptidase inhibitor activity involved in apoptotic process; ubiquitin protein ligase activity. The record is from RefSeq and is a predicted model, not a curated record. The transcript has 8 exons.
GCUCCAUCCGGGCUCUGAGCCCCCGCUGUAAUUCACGCAGUUCCCCGCGGGGUGGCAAAACCUUUUAGCAUCCACCUCAUUAAGAAAAGAGGCUGAGCAGCCUCCCUGUUCAGGCGGCCAUUCAUUCAAGAAUCAAUGAGCAUACGUUCUGGCAGCUGGAGGACUUUCUGGAAAGCGAUCACCUGUAGGCUGCUGCGCAGAAACCCCCUGCAUCUGAUCGUGUUAUUUCAGCUGUUGUUCUGCGCUCACCUUCAGUGUGCGCUCCACUAUGGACCGCAAAAGGCAUGACAGGCACAGGACGAAGCCAGAGAGAAAACCCCACAUGCUGCAGGAUGACGGAUGACAGGAGAGCUUUGCUGCAACGCCUCGAGAAGCCUCAGAUGCGAGAAGAAGGGGAGAGACUUCGGACUUUUCAGCACUGGCCCGCAGAUGCGCCUGUGACUUCUGAAGAUUUGGCCAAGGCAGGCUUUUUCUUUUUAGGCYGCAGGGAUGAAGUCCAGUGUUUCUGCUGUGGGGGGAUUUUAAGAUACUGGGUGCAGGGGGAUAGUCCAGAUGCUGAGCAUAAACGGCAUUUCCCUACUUGCAGCUUCAUACUGGGGCGAGCUGUGGGAAACGUUCCUCUCCAAAUAGCCUCCUCAGACUCUGUGGAUGGCCAGCUUUUGAGUCAGCUCCAGAGGAUGACGAUGGAUGAGCAGGGAGCAGCUGGACAAGCCGUCUAUCCAGAGAUGGAGGCAGAAGUUUCCCGGCUCACCACUUUCCAUAACUGGCCAACUGAGGCCUCGGUCCAGCCCGAUGUUCUCGCCAGAGCAGGAUUUUUCUACACAGGUCAUGGUGACAAUGUCAAAUGUUUCUACUGUGAUGGYGGGCUGAGGAACUGGGAGCCAGGAGACGACCCAUGGCAAGAGCACGCCAAAUGGUUUCCACGAUGUGAGUUCUUAAUCCAGUCGAGAGGACAGGAGUAUAUCACCAACAUACAGGAUGCUCAUUUCCAUCUGGGUGACACUGUGGGUGGCUCACAGACUUCCACUGGAGGAGAUACUGGUUCCAGAAACAGUUUGGUUGGAGGUCGGGGAGCUUCGUCCGCCAUGCUGUCUCCUGCGGUUCAAAGUGUGCUCCAGAUGGGCUUUGAGGUGAGCCUGGUGGAGAGUCUAGUCCAGACCAAGUACCUCCUGACAGGUCAGCACUACAUGUCUGUGUCUGAGCUGGUUACUGAUGUCCUGCAGGCAGAGGAGGAGGACAGACAGAGGGAGCAGAGCAACACAGCUUCAGAACCAGAGACGAGGCAGGGAUCCAGCGCUGAGAACACGAGGACACCAAUAUCAGCCCGAGAAAAAGUGAAGGAUCCCGGUCCCGAGGAGCUGCUCAGGCAGCUGCAGGAAGAGAGGACCUGUAAAGUGUGCAUGGACAAGCUGGUGUCCAUCGUUUUCAUCCCCUGUGGUCACCUGGUGGUCUGUGGUGACUGCGCYGCCAGCCUGCGUCACUGUCCCAUCUGCAGAGCCAUCAUCAGAGGCAGCGUUCGGGCGUUUUUGUCGUGAUCCUGCAGUGAAAAGCCACUCCUUUACAAACACAUCAGCUCCUGAGUUUCCACUGCCCUCAAAGAGUUCCGGCUGCUUGCCUUUGUCCUAUUUUACUAAUAAAUUUUCUAUAAUACACACUUUUGUUCCACUCAAGCAUCAUUGCCAUGGCAUUUUUUAUAAAUAUACUUACAUAAAACACAAAUACCUUAAAAAAACUUCUCRAACUCAUUAAAAGAUCACAUUCUUUUAUUAACAAACACCUAUUUACAAGAACACAAAGCACAGUUCUGGAUAGAUACAAACAGGUCACACGUGUUCGGAGCAAAACAGAAAACAAGGUUAACAUUUCUACUUAUAAGAGAGAAUUAUCUACAGAAAGAUGGACRUUUUAUUUCAGUAAACUCUAUCAAAUACACAACCAGAACUGAGAUUUUAAGAAACGUCAGUAUUGCACUGUGAGGAAGACUAGUUUUUUUUAACACUUUAGUAGAAUUUUACUACUAAUAUUGAUUAUGUCACAGUAAUGAGGUGCUUUGUUUUUCUCAUCUGCUUCGCUUACAACCARCUUGUUCAGUUCAAAUAUUGAUAUUAUUGCACCUCUCCAAAACACAUUUGACCAAUCAAAGCAGAGAAGUUUUGUGACAUCAGCCAGCAGGAGAUGAUUUUCAACAUCAGUGCAGUUUAAAAGCUGCUCGUCUGGCAGUGAAGUACGCUUUGAGGAAURUGAUACUCAGUGUGUUGGUGCAGUUAGAGAGGGGAGAAGAAAUUGAAUAGAUAACCCUGAUUUAAAUCAAGUUGGGAUGUUGUGUAAAAUGUAAAUAAAAGCAAUAUGGUUUUACAACCCAAUAAACCUCUGCCUGUAUUUACUCCUGAGAGAGUCAGACUCUUUUUAUACCACGUCCUCCUACAGAGCUUUUGCCAAAUAAUAAAGUAAUUUGUUGCAAAAUGCUCCUCCAGUUGUUUCCACUUAUUUUUACAGCCAUGUUUUGCCUCGGUCCAAGUUUUUAAAAAUGUGUUGCUGCCAUCAAAUUCAAAAUGACUUAUUUCUUAGUUUGUCUUUACCUGCUUUUCCUUUCUAGGUUGCUGGUGCUCAUGUUCAGCAGGUCGCUGUGCGAGAGGCAGAGGACACCUUGGACAUGUCUGCAGUCCAUCACAGAGACAAACAAUCAUUCACACUCUCAGCCCAGGCACAGUUUACAGUUACCAGUUUUUCUCAGUUCAAACGAUAAGUUCACCAUGUUCCAUUGUGAAUAAAAUAUGGUUURAGAUUUA